AUGCUAUAUGGCAGAAAAACAUCAAAGUAUUUUAAAUAUUUUAAUAUAAGAUCAUGUUGUGAUUAGAGGAAUUGCGACUGUGGAGAUACAUUGAUCUUGAAGGAAAAGUCUUUUUGUACCAAAUAUUCACAAUCUCAAAUAUAAAAACCAUAUAUUAGGAAGUAAUAAUUAUAAUUAAUGUAGAAAAUUUAACAGAAAGAUUUAUGUAGUUUAUUAUAAUUAUAUCAUUUUCAUCCUAACAAUUAGUUUGAAAACUUUAUAUUAGAUUAGUAAGAAUAAAUUAUUUUAUGCUCAAUACUAAAUUUAUUUUUCAAACAUAAAGUUUUUUUUUCAAGAUUUUAAAAAAAUGAUUUAAAUUAAAUUUCAAAUUUGUUUUAUGAAUUGCAUGUUGAUGAGAAUUUCAAAACUUAUUUAUCCUAAUAAAUCUUAAUCCAUUUUAAUCAUUUAUACAAUCCAAUUUAAAUUUUCAAAUUAAUAACAAUUGAUAAUUAGUAAAUCAAAUUUAAACAAAAUACUAAAAACUAUUCAGCCAAUCAAAGCUUGAUGAAAUAUUUCAAAAGUUGCCUUUAGAUAUUAAUAUUAAAAAAAACUUUUGUAAAAAUAAAAUUGAAAAAGCUUAUUUAUUUAGCUAUUUCUUUUAACUUACAGGACAUUUAGUUCUAGGUCUUUUGAGAUUAUAUAAAGAAAAUAAGAAUCCAUAAAUUUAUUAAUUCUUUGAUAUUUUCUCAAAUCAAUUGCUCUAUUUGUAAAUUAUAAAUUAAUUUAUUUUUAGACCACUUUGUAAUUCUGAAACUAAACUAUACUGUUCCAUAUUCAAUGGUGAAGUUGAGAAAAAUUUUUGGAAUAAAUAAUGGAAAUUAGACACUGAAUCAUUUAAAUUUAGCUCAAUGAAUCCGAAAAACCCCAAAUUUAACAUGCUAUAAAAAAAUUCCUUAUUAAUAUAUACCUUAACUAAAAUAUAUCCUUGAAAGGAAACUUGAAUUCAACAUUCCACUUUUUAAAAUCAUAAGAGUAAGAUAAAUUCUACGUUUCAUUAGUCAUUUAAAUUUCCAUACUUUCAGGAUAUCGAAAAUUUUUGCCUAUUUUAGUUAACGUUUGGAUAGAUGUUUAUAAAUAAAAUAAAGUUGGAUUAUAAAACAUUUUUAGAUUAAUAAUUAACAACUUUUUAAAUAAUUAUGCGAUGACAUAUUUUAAAUUGAAAAAAGAUACAUAAAUAACAAAUUAUUUGUCAAAUAUUUUUAUUUGUGAUAAAAAUUUUAUAACUUUAAUGGAUUAGAAUGAUUCUUAAGAAACUUAUACAGAUUUAUUAGAGACAAGCGGACUAACCCCAGAAAAAUUUAGAGAUAUUAUGUUUAAUUAUUGA
This is a messenger RNA of Paramecium sonneborni, 1363 nucleotides long. The record is from the annotation of a GenBank genome assembly. NCBI's taxonomy places the organism in Eukaryota, Ciliophora, Oligohymenophorea, Peniculida, Parameciidae.